This is a messenger RNA of Cadophora gregata, 834 nucleotides long. RefSeq lists its product as uncharacterized. The record is from RefSeq and is a predicted model, not a curated record. Bases 221 to 670 code for a protein of 149 amino acids. The transcript has 3 exons. NCBI's taxonomy places the organism in Eukaryota, Fungi, Ascomycota, Leotiomycetes, Helotiales, Ploettnerulaceae.
GUAUCCUACAGAAAUGCGCUGUAAUUAAGCGAGGAACGCCUGAGAAAACGCCCGUGCCUUGUACUUAGGAUAAGGUAGCUCAAGGACAGAAACACGUCGCUCGUGUCAAAAAUUGGCAGCCAGCUCUCCGAGGUCGACUCAAGUGCAUGAUAUCCAACAUCACAACCGUCUCUCUUUGCCCAAUUUGGUUUACUGCGAGCUUCAUGGAAAUAAUUCCACCAUGUUCAACAUCACGCUCAUACUCGCCAGUAUUAUCUCUAAGAUUCUAUCAAUUCCUGGAAGACUGCGCCCUAUACCCAUCAAUAUCUUUUAUCUGUCUCAUCAACAAACGGUAAUGCGCGACAGACAGGACGGCUCAUGCCCUGUAUCCCCUUGCCUCUCGACGACUGAGCGAACCAUCUUCGGCAAUGGAGUAUGUAUGGUCUACGGCUACCCCUCAACUGGCGGGGUCCUCAACAAAGGAGCUUCUCUCCUCGAUAUGCUCUUCCUAUCGUUACCCCGCACUCAUACCUCGCAGCGCUCACCUAGCGCCGAAGAAGAAGAUAGAUUCUGCAACCUCAUGCGACGGACGGGUGCGAAGUGGUGGCCGAGUAGAGAUUAUGAGCUUGAAGUGAAGUUAGGCAUUAGGGAUAUCACUGACAGAGUGGCCGAUCAGUCAGCCGGCUUUUAAGCCAAUCAGUCAGCUGGGAAAAAAACGUCAGCUAGUCAGCUCGAAUAUAUUUAUAAGCUAGUCAGCUAGAAUAUAGCUAGUCCUUAUAUUUUUGACGAUUUUAGAAAGUCUCGGAGCGGGAAAACUAUUUCCGAUUAGCUAGAUUAGGCGGUCUAGUAUAGCAG